CAGCCGGACGGAAAUAUGCCGUCUGACAAGACGAUCGGAGGAGGAGACGACUCCUUCAACACCUUCUUCAGUGAAACAGCAUCAGGAAAGCAUGUUCCCAGAGCCAUCUUUGUCGACCUGGAGCCCACCGUCAUCGAUGAGGUGCGUACAGGAACCUACCGGCAGCUGUUCCACCCUGAACAGCUGAUCACAGGAAAAGAAGACGCUGCCAACAACUACGCCCGAGGACACUACACCAUCGGCAAGGAGAUCAUCGAUCUGGUUCUAGACAGGACUCGUAAACUGGCUGACCAGUGCACCGGCCUGCAAGGAUUCCUCAUCUUCCACUCCUUUGGAGGAGGCACCGGCUCUGGUUUCACCUCCCUGUUGAUGGAGAGACUCUCUGUCGAUUAUGGAAAAAAGUCCAAGCUUGAGUUCGCCAUCUACCCGGCCCCCCAGGUCUCCACAGCAGUAGUGGAGCCUUACAACUCCAUCCUGACCACCCACACCACCCUGGAGCACUCCGACUGUGCCUUCAUGGUGGACAACGAGGCCAUCUACGACAUCUGCCGCAGGAACCUGGACAUUGAGAGGCCCACUUACACCAACCUGAACAGGCUCAUCGGCCAGAUUGUGUCUUCAAUCACGGCCUCCCUUCGCUUCGAUGGAGCCCUGAAUGUGGACCUGACAGAGUUCCAGACCAACUUGGUGCCGUACCCUCGUAUCCACUUCCCUCUGGCCACCUACGCCCCGGUCAUCUCUGCAGAGAAAGCCUACCACGAGCAGCUCUCUGUUGCUGACAUCACCAACACCUGCUUCGAGCCGGCCAAUCAGAUGGUGAAGUGUGACCCUCGUCACGGUAAAUACAUGGCCUGCUGUCUGCUGUAUCGUGGAGAUGUGGUGCCAAAAGACGUCAACUCUGCCAUCGCCGCCAUCAAGACCAAGCGCACCAUCCAGUUUGUGGACUGGUGCCCCACAGGCUUCAAGGUGGGCAUCAACUAUCAGCCUCCAACAGUGGUUCCUGGAGGAGACCUGGCCAAGGUGCAGAGGGCCGUGUGCAUGCUGAGCAACACCACGGCCAUCGCUGAGGCCUGGGCCCGUCUGGACCACAAGUUUGACCUCAUGUAUGCCAAGAGAGCCUUUGUCCACUGGUAUGUUGGAGAGGGGAUGGAGGAAGGAGAGUUCUCAGAGGCCAGGGAAGACAUGGCUGCCCUGGAGAAGGAUUACGAAGAGGUCGGUGCAGACAUCGUGGAGGAUGAAGGAGAAGACGAUUACUGA
Cheilinus undulatus (humphead wrasse) is the source of this 1257-nucleotide messenger RNA. RefSeq names its product tubulin alpha-1A chain-like. The transcript is spliced from 3 exons. Gene Ontology annotation, cellular component: microtubule; cytoplasm. Bases 16 to 1257 code for a protein of 413 amino acids. Lineage: Eukaryota; Metazoa; Chordata; Actinopteri; Labriformes; Labridae. Gene Ontology annotation, molecular function: GTP binding; structural constituent of cytoskeleton. The record is from RefSeq and is a predicted model, not a curated record. Gene Ontology annotation, biological process: microtubule cytoskeleton organization; mitotic cell cycle.